Messenger RNA from Lactuca sativa (garden lettuce), 1896 nucleotides. RefSeq lists its product as uncharacterized. The record is from RefSeq and is a predicted model, not a curated record. NCBI's taxonomy places the organism in Eukaryota, Viridiplantae, Streptophyta, Magnoliopsida, Asterales, Asteraceae.
AUGAUCAAAGAGCUAGGGAAACAAACAUUAUGUUCUGCUGGUGAGGUGCACAAGGUAGCUUUUCAUAUUGGGCAGAAAUAUAAAGCCAAGAAAGAAUUGAAAGAUAAAGUCGACCUGCAUGCUUUAGAGAUAAGGAGGAAUAUCUCAUUCACAAAAAAUGACAAGAGUAGAUUAACAGUUGUUUGUGAUGGUACUGUAGUUUUAAAUGCAAGUGGGGUAGGUGGACCUACCUCUAGGAAAAAGGUAAAGGGUAAAGAUGUAAACCCAGAUAAAGUUAAAUGCACAUGGAAACUUCAUGCUUCUAGGUCAAGUGAACAGGACUAUUGGUUUAUUAAGACAUAUAAUCAGAAACACAUCUGCCUCCAAACACGAAAAAUCAGAUCUUGCACAACAACAUUUCUUUCCAAACGUAUUAUGGAUCAGAUUGAAGCUAAUCUCGGACUGCCUGUUCAUGCCCUACAAGAGCAACUCCAAUCAACAUAUGGAGUUAGUAUUUCAGAAGAGAAAGCAUUUAGGGCAAAAGCAUUAGCCACCAAAAAUGUUGCAGGAGAUUACGUAAAGCAAUAUGCAGCUUUGAGAGACUAUGUACUAGAGUUACAAAAGACAAAUAAAGGUACAACUAUAAAGAUUGAUUUGGUUUCUGAACCUGUGGUUUCAUCCCCUACCAGGCAAUUCAAAAGGAUAUAUGUGUGUUUAGGUCCUUUAAAGAAAGGAUUUAAGGCAGGUUUGAGAGAAUUUUUAGGCUUAGAUGGAGCCUUCAUGAAGGGACCUUUCCCAGGUCAAAUACUAAGUGCAGUUGGUGUUGAUUCCAACAAUGGAACCUACCUAUUGUGUCUUGCAGAAGAUCUUGACUUGUAUUCAAAUUCCAACUUCACCUUUAUCAGUGAUAGACAGAAGGGUCUUCUACCAGCCAUAGAACAAUUGUUUCCUAAUGCAAAACACAGGUUCUGUAUUAGACACAUAUACCAGAACAUGAGGAUCAGAUUUAAGACUACAGAGUACAAAGAGUAUUUUUGGAGGUGUGCUACAGCCACCACCAUACCAGAGUUUGAAGCUGUAAUGGUAGAGCUAAAGAAUUAUGACAUAGAAGCAUAUCAGUGGCUCUUGAAAAUCCCUCCACAUCAUUGGGCUAGAAGUCAUUUUUCAGGAAGGGCAAUUUCAGACAUGUUAUUGAAUAACCUUUGUGAAGUGUUCAAUAGCAAACUUGUUAAAGGGAGAGACAAACCCAUUAUCAUUUGUUUGGAGUUCAUCAGAGAGUACCUUAUGAAGAGAGUAUGCAAUGUGAUGAAGGUGUUAAACAAGUGUCAAGGUCCAUUAACUCCAACUGGUACUAGGAUUUUGGAAGCAAACACAACAAUUGCUAGUAAGUAUCAUGCACGGUGGAAUGGGGGACAAAAGUAUCAGGUUAAAGGUCCAUGGAAUGAUCAACAUGUGGUGGACAUGGAGAAAAGGGAGUGUAGUUGUAGAAAGUGGGAGCUUACUAGAAUUCCUUGCGAGCAUGCAAUUACAAGCCUAAAUGAAAUGGCAGAUAAUAAUGAAAAGGUGGGAGAACUAUACACCUAUGUGCAUAAGGUGUAUUGGCUUCAUACAUGGAAAGAGAUGUACUCCUUCAAGGUGGAGCCUAUCAAAGGUAGAGCCAUGUGGCCUAAGAGUGACUGCCCAACAACUCUUGUGCCUCCACCACACAACAAAGCUAUAGGCAGGCCAAAAAAGAAAAGGAGGAUUACAGCAGAGGAAAGGAUUGAAAUCCAGCAACGUAAGAGGCAAGCAAACAGUCAAAGUCAAAAUGAUAAUGAAACUCAAUCACUGAGCAUGAAGUUUUUGACAGUGACAUGUAGUAAGUGUAAGCAAAAGGGUCACAAUGCUAGGACCUGCAAGGCCAAAUAUGGGAAUUGA